ACGAAACGGCAAAAAAGCGCUCUCCGCUCUCUCUUUCUUUCUCUCUCUCUCUCUCUCUUCUCACCGAAACAAUCACCGCUUGAUGGCUUCGAGAAACAUUCAUCUCUCAUGAUCUGCUUUGAGGAUGUCCCAAGCUGAUGUCUCUUACAGCUGUGGUGCUUGUGGGUACCCCCUGAACUUGACAUCUUCCAACCGAGUAACUUCUGGAAUAGGUUCUGAGUAUCACAAACCCAUCAAGAAAGGUUACAUCUCAUUUCUUACCAUUGAUCUUAGUCGAUUCACGCAGGUUGACAAGGUAAACUGCAUUCCUGUUUCUUGGGGUCGUUAUCAUUCGAAGACAAAGCUUCUUUGCCGGAAAUGUGGAGUUCAUAUAGGCUAUGGAUACGGAGACUCAUCCUCUCUCUGUGGUUUUGACUCACCUUCAUCUUCGAGUUCUUGCAGAAAGUUCAUGAUAAAGAUCCGUGCUUUACAACCUUCAGAAGACCGUUAACAAAUCUUGAAUGGGGCGCGGUUCUAGAGUCACUCCUACUUCCAUUGUGCAUCUUCCUGAUGAGUGCCUGUUUCUUAUUUUUCAACGGCUCGACAAUAGUUCUGAUCGCAACUCUUUUGGGUUGACUUGCCACCGCUGGCUUCAAGUUCAAAAUUCAUGUCGUAAAUCCUUGCAGGUCUAUGGAUCCCACCAAUCUCAGGCUACCUCCAUCUUCAACUCUGUCAAUCUUUACAAGUUGCUGCAGCGGUUUCGUGAGCUAGAGUCUCUGUCCCUGACAGGGUGUAUGGAACUACCUGAUUCAAUCUUAGCUGAAGUGCAAUCCUACGGGACAAAGCUUCGAACAUUGCGCUUGGAUGGUUGCUCUGACACAUCUGAUUAUGGGUUUUCCUUGGCUGUUUCCAGCUGCUCCUUCUUGACCCUCAUUAGCCUCGACAGAUGCAAGAUAAGUGAUGAUGGGCUACAUACAGUGGCUAGAUCUUGCAAGAUGCUGAAAGAUGUCAGCAUCUCCUUUUGCCGGCGUAUAUCCGACUCUGGAAUAAAAUCUCUGAUGACAUAUUGUCAUCAGCUGCGGUCAGUCAGGGCUUCUCAUUGCUCGAGUGUAAGCGGUAUUGGUUUUGAAGGGUGCCCUCAGUCUUUAACUCAUUUAGACGUCGGCUCGUGCAGACUUGAACCAGAGGGGAUACAGGGGAUUUUGAGCGGAGGUGGGCUCGAGUACUUGAACGUGUCUGGUCGAACUCAAGUCGUCCAUGGUGAUGACUUGGCAUUCAUCGGGGCCGGACUUGGCUCAAGGCUUAGGACCCUCAACUUCCGAUUGUGCAGAACUGUUGGCGACCUGACUAUCAUGGUGAUAGCAAGAGGGUGCCCUCUACUCCAGGAGUGGAACCUGGUAGGAUGUGAUCAGAUCAAGUUUUCAGGGUGGGAUUCAAUUGGAUCAAACUGCAAAAACUUGGAGAGGCUUCAUGUCAACAGAUGCCGGAACCUAUGCGAACCAGGGCUUCGCGCGAUAAGGGAUGGCUGCCCCCGUCUAUCCGUCUUGCACAUCAAUCGCUGCCCUCGAAUCCCUAACGCAGCACUGGAGCUGUUCAGGAAUCACAGAGAAGGGAGGGUGGAGAUUGAUCCAAGAGAAGUCUUGUGCAUUGCACCAACAUGCAUUUCACCCAACUGUAGAGAGCACCAAAGACGACAUUGAUACAUCAUAUGAAAGAAACUCAAAUCGAUGCCAAGUUAGUGUUCGUGUCUAUGUGCAGCACCCAGCUUUCAGCUUUCUGGAGAGUACAACAUAUACAUUACCAUCCAUUCAAGGCAUGAGGAGGCGGCAUGACUGGUUUUCUACAAAGUGGUAAUUGUGCUCGUUUCUGGUUUCUGAGGAAGACUAUGCUAUGCUACUAUGCUUCAAACAAACAUCCCAAAUCCAACCAUGCAAGUAUGCUUCAGUUAAAUAUCCUUAAUUUUCUGCUAUAUAAAUAUAUUUAUCGAUAAAACAAAAAAAAAAAAAAACCUAUUUAAGGAGGGAAGGAACCUUAUUCAGUACUUAAAUUGCAUACAGUUCAGUUAAUUUACAGUAGAGGCCUAUAUAUCAAGCAACGCAGCUCUUGCAGCAGGUAAGUGCAUGAAUAUGAUUGGAGAAUUGGAUGGUUUGUGCACGAAGCUUUGUAAAUAAGUAAACUGCUGUUUGCUGUUUGGAAGGAAUGGAUGUGAUAAAUAUUAAGGGCGUAUA
Diospyros lotus (date-plum) is the source of this 2207-nucleotide messenger RNA. Its product is annotated as F-box/LRR-repeat protein 12-like. Gene Ontology annotation, molecular function: protein binding. Gene Ontology annotation, cellular component: SCF ubiquitin ligase complex. Gene Ontology annotation, biological process: SCF-dependent proteasomal ubiquitin-dependent protein catabolic process. The record is from RefSeq and is a predicted model, not a curated record. NCBI's taxonomy places the organism in Eukaryota, Viridiplantae, Streptophyta, Magnoliopsida, Ericales, Ebenaceae. Bases 125 to 490 code for a protein of 121 amino acids. The transcript is spliced from 2 exons.